AUGAAGAACAUCUGGAGUUGGAGUUGCACAUCUGGUCGCAGAGCUCGCCUGCCCCGCCCAUCCCCCCCCCGCGCCCCAGUUACUUCCUGUCCGGGAGCAGUAGUCGGUGUUGUUUUAACCCCCUCCGGGACCGCGCUAGGGCUCUUAGGAGCUGGGGCGGGCUCGGAGGAGGGAGUAAGUGAUGAAGGACUAAGGCCGGGUACCCGCAUCCCCAAUAAAGCCGCGUACGCCAAGCAGAGCGGUGGUUCUUCUGGGCGUGCGGCGAGCGAGGCGACGGGAGGGGUCCGGAGGGCGGGCUGCACGCCUUCCCCCACCCAGCUCCCGCCCAGGCCCCGGGCGCUCCCGCGUCCCCUCCCCCGCGCCCUCGGCGGGUCCUACCGAAACUCGGCGGGCGCAAAAGUGUCGAGACGCCCCCCGCGGGGGCCCCGGGCUGAAAGGGAGGCCCCGGAGGUCCGGGAAGAGGGGGAAAGGGGGAAAUUCGAGAAACAAGCCACUCGAGGAGAACCAGACAAACCGGGUCCGGGCGAGGCGGGCGCAGCCGCCAGGGCGGGGCCGGGUCUGGGGCCCCGGGAGUGGGGGGCGGGCUGCGGGCAGGAGGGGGCGCUCCGCCCCGGCGACUCGGGACUAGAGUGGGUAGAGCCCCGAAGCCCGUGCGCUCCGGCUCGGCCCGGCUUCUCACCGGAGCCCCAAAUUCUGGCGGGGCACUGUGGAGGGGGUGGAAGGCCCAGCGUUCAAGGGAAGGUUGGGAGCGUCGCGCUGGCGGGGGAAGUGUGGGUGCUGCCGUGCGCGGAAGGCGGGGAGCGGCCGGAGCUCCCUCGGGCCCGGCGGAGCGGCCCGGCCGGAGCGCCCCCCCGAGCUCGGACCAGAAUGAGCUGCCCAGUGGGCUCAGGCCCAGAGCCCAGAGCAACCAGCACAAUAGCGUCCAACAGCUGGAACGCCAGCAGCAGCCCCGGGGAAGCCCGGGAGGAUGGGCCCGAGGGCCUGGACAAGGGGCUGGACAACGAUGCAGAGGGCGUGUGGAGCCCAGAUAUCGAGCAGAGCUUCCAGGAGGCCCUGGCCAUCUACCCGCCCUGCGGCCGGCGCAAGAUCAUCCUGUCGGACGAGGGCAAGAUGUACGGUCGGAAUGAGUUGAUUGCCCGCUAUAUUAAAUUGAGGACAGGGAAGACUCGGACGAGAAAACAGGUGUCCAGCCACAUACAGGUUCUAGCUCGGAAGAAGGUGCGGGAGUACCAGGUUGGCAUCAAGGCCAUGAACCUGGACCAGGUCUCCAAGGAUAAAGCCCUCCAGAGCAUGGCAUCCAUGUCCUCCGCCCAGAUCGUCUCUGCCAGUGUCCUGCAGAACAAGUUCAGCCCACCCUCCCCUCUGCCCCAGGCUGUCUUCUCCUCUUCCUCACGGUUCUGGAGUAGUCCCCCUCUCCUGGGACAGCAGCCUGGACCCUCUCAGGACAUCAAGCCCUUUGCACAGCCAGCCUACCCCAUCCAGCCACCCCUGCCGCCGACGCUCAGCAGUUACGAGCCUCUGGCCCCGCUGCCCCCAGCUGCUGCCUCUGUGCCCGUGUGGCAGGACCGCACCAUCGCCUCCUCCCGGCUGCGGCUCCUCGAGUAUUCGGCCUUCAUGGAGGUGCAGCGAGACCCUGACACGUACAGCAAACACCUGUUUGUGCACAUCGGCCAGACGAACCCCGCCUUCUCCGACCCACCCCUGGAGGCGGUGGACGUGCGCCAGAUCUAUGACAAGUUUCCCGAGAAGAAAGGUGGGCUGAAGGAGCUCUAUGAGAAGGGCCCCCCUAAUGCCUUCUUCCUUGUCAAGUUCUGGGCCGACCUCAACAGCACUAUCCAGGAGGGCCCAGGAGCCUUCUAUGGAGUCAGUUCCCAGUACAGUUCAGCUGAUAGUAUGACCAUCAGCGUCUCCACCAAGGUGUGCUCCUUUGGCAAGCAGGUGGUGGAGAAGGUGGAGACUGAGUACGCCCGGCUGGAGAAUGGGCGCUUCGUGUACCGCAUUCACCGCUCGCCCAUGUGCGAGUACAUGAUCAACUUCAUCCACAAGCUGAAGCACCUGCCUGAGAAGUACAUGAUGAACAGUGUUCUGGAGAACUUCACCAUCCUGCAGGUGGUAACGAGCCGGGACUCCCAGGAGACCCUGCUUGUCAUUGCUUUCGUCUUUGAAGUCUCCACCAGCGAGCACGGGGCCCAGCACCACGUCUACAAGCUUGUCAAAGACUAG
This is a messenger RNA of Trichechus manatus latirostris (Florida manatee), 2223 nucleotides long. It is a transcript of the gene TEAD3, whose product is annotated as TEA domain transcription factor 3. Gene Ontology annotation, cellular component: transcription regulator complex. The transcript has 16 exons. The record is from RefSeq and is a predicted model, not a curated record. Gene Ontology annotation, biological process: positive regulation of transcription by RNA polymerase II; hippo signaling; embryonic organ development. Lineage: Eukaryota; Metazoa; Chordata; Mammalia; Sirenia; Trichechidae. Bases 1 to 2223 code for a protein of 740 amino acids. Gene Ontology annotation, molecular function: DNA-binding transcription factor activity, RNA polymerase II-specific; RNA polymerase II cis-regulatory region sequence-specific DNA binding.